This is a messenger RNA of Babjeviella inositovora NRRL Y-12698, 1076 nucleotides long. RefSeq lists its product as uncharacterized. The coding region runs from base 196 to 1029 and encodes 277 amino acids. Gene Ontology annotation, cellular component: plasma membrane. The record is from RefSeq and is a predicted model, not a curated record. The transcript has a single exon. Lineage: Eukaryota; Fungi; Ascomycota; Pichiomycetes; Serinales.
AAAAAAAUUGUAAUAAUUCAGGGGGCGAUUAAAGAUCUGAUUGUAUUCCAGAAUAGAUACCAGCUUUUUAAACGUCUUUGAGCUCUUCCAAUUUUGAGCGACCCUUCAGCCCCCCCGGUGAAAAAUUCAUACCUAAAACGGCUAAGGCUCACAAGACCAGCUUCCGCCCAACAAUUCCCCGAAAACACGCUCCAAAUGAUAUUCAAGCCGUUUCACUACUACUUACUAUACCUUGUAUCGUGUGUCAUCUGGCAGGGUAUGCUUAUAGCGAUGCUUGUCGCAUGGAGUAUCCAGGGCCGCCCAGAUCGUUACUGGUUCAUGAGCUUCAGUGAAACCAUGGACCCCGUCUUCCUCUCCGAUAUCGGCGCCACAUCGUUAAAGCCGUUGUUUGCCGUGGGUGCUGCUGUCCAUGGAGCCUUGGCUAUUUCUGCGGUGGUGGCGGAGUUGUUCAUGAGAAGACGGAAGGCAGGAGAGUCCAAGAGGUUGUUAAUUACCUACACCAGCAAGCAUCAGGAGCGGAUGAAGAUUGCCAGCAUUUUCACCAUCACCAUCAGUGAGUUGGGGAUUCUCUUUACCGCAUGUUUUGACAUAGACCACUACAACGAUGUGCAUUUCACUAUGGUGGCCGUAUUCAUCAUCUUCAUGCUCUUCACGAUUCUCAUGGACUUGAUGACGUACUUGAUAUUCUGGAUCCACUUUUACAAGAUUCACAAGUCCGCGCUGGACCCCGAUGCAACCGAGUAUAUCCCUGACGACAACACGUAUCUCUACUUCAAGUGGAGCUUCAUCGUCAAGUUCGUGUGGCUCGUGGCCGCUGCGGUGUGCGUGUUGGGCUUUCUCAUUGCCAUGGUCAAGAACGAAAACUCCUUGAGCGCCCGGUUUGAGUGGUCCAUCUGUUUCUGGUACGGGGUGUUGUUGUUAAUUUGGAUGUGCGACAUCUUCCCCGCCGCCAUCAAUUCCAAGCGGAUCGACGACUCUAACCUUGAUCACACCGAGAUUAAGCAAGUUUCCUCUGACGAAAGUGUUUAGUCGAUAGUCAUUAGUGCCAUGCACAACAAAAUAGACCUAGACGGGAA